UCGUCAGGCUUGACGGGAGCUCAUGCCGGCUGCUCGAGCACGCCAAGGCGGCCCGCCCUCUGGUCAUCAGCUUCGGCAGCAACACCUGACAGCCGUUCCUGGCGAAGUUGGACAUGGUCAAGCGGACCAUGUCGGACUUCGCCUCCGUGGCGGACUUCGCGGUGGUGUACGUGGCCGAGGCGCACCCCACGGACGGCUGGGCCACGGUCGGGAACAUGGCCACGGACAUCCGGCAGCACCGGAGUCUGGAGGAGAGACUGGCGGCGGCGGAGAUUCUGGCUCUGCACGACAUCCCCUGUCCCAUCCUGGUGGACACCAUGGACAACGCCGCCGCCCGCGCGUACGCAGCGUUACCGGACAGGUUGUACAUCGUGUUGGACGGAGUGUGUGUUUACAGGGGCGCGCCGGGUCCUGAUGGCUUCCACCCGGGGGAAGUCCGUGACUGGCUGCAGAGAUUCUCUGGAUAAGGCAGCGGCAGUUUCUAUAGUUGUAAAAUGAAGACUUUUUAGUAAAACUUUGAACUUCAUUCCAACACAAGGGUUACAGAGCGAUCA
Branchiostoma belcheri (Belcher's lancelet) is the source of this 554-nucleotide messenger RNA. Its product is annotated as type I iodothyronine deiodinase-like. The transcript is spliced from 3 exons. Bases 114 to 467 code for a protein of 117 amino acids. Lineage: Eukaryota; Metazoa; Chordata; Leptocardii; Amphioxiformes; Branchiostomatidae. The record is from RefSeq and is a predicted model, not a curated record. Gene Ontology annotation, molecular function: thyroxine 5'-deiodinase activity.